AUCUUUCUGAAAGUGGCUGAUGAUAGUGGUGUAGACGCGGAAACCUCGGAUGGGACAUUGCCAGCCAGAAGGAACAGGCGCGUGUUUGGGGACAGACAGAGCUGCCUUCGUCCAUUUACGGAAGAUGACGCAUUUGAUCCUAAUGAUUCAGACAUAGAUCCAGAAUCCAGAGAGACAGACCUUCUCAGUGGCAUGGAUGGGAAGGGCUCCUACCAAAUGAAGGGCUGGAAGCUGACCCAGCAGCAGUUCAUGGCGCUGUUGUGGAAGAGGCUGCUUAUUGCCAAGAGAAGCCGGAAGGGCUUCUUUGCUCAGAUUGUGCUGCCAGCUGUCUUUGUGUGUAUUGCUCUCAUGUUCAGCCUGAUCGUCCCUCCCUUUGGGAAGUAUCCCAGCCUGGAAUUACAGCCCUGGAUGUAUGAUGAGCAGUACACUUUUAUUAGCAAUGAUGCUCCAGAAGAUGCAGGCAUGCAGAGGCUUUUGGACGCCCUUCUCAGUAAGCCUGGUUUUGGGACACGCUGUAUGCAGGGACACUCCAUCCCAGAUACUCCUUGCACUGUGGGGCAGAGGGAAUGGACCACCGCUUCAGUCCCAGACUCAGUCCGGGACAUUUUCCUGAAAGGCAACUGGAGCAUGGAAGACCCUUCCCCAUCUUGCGAGUGCAGCAAUGAGAAGAUCAAGAAGAUGCUGCCUGUGUGCCCCCCUGGUGCAGGCGGGCUGCCACCCCCACAGCGUGAGCAAGACACUGCUGAUAUCCUCCAGAAUCUGACAGGCCGUAAUAUAUCAGACUACCUAGUGAAGACCUAUGCGCAGAUCAUUGGGAAAAGCUUAAAGAAUAAGAUCUGGGUGAAUGAGUUCAGGUAUGGCGGCUUGUCCUUGGGAGCCAGCAGCUCCCUCAUGCUUCCCCCAAGCCAUGAAGUCACUGAUGCCAUUAAACAGGUGAAGAAAAUCUUGGAGCUAGCACAGGGGAGUUCUGGAGAUCGGUUUCUUAAUAGCUUGUCAAGUUUCAUGAAAGGCCUGGAUACAAAGAACAAUGUCAAGGUGUGGUUUAACAACAAGGGCUGGCAUGCCAUCGCCUCCUUCCUGAACGUCAUCAAUAAUGCUAUACUUCGGGCCAACCUGCAACAGGGCAAAAACCCUAGUACUUAUGGAAUAACUGCCUUCAAUCACCCGCUCAACCUUACCAAGCAACAGCUCUCUGAAGUGGCCCUGAUGACUACCUCCGUGGAUGUCUUAGUCUCCAUCUGUGUGAUCUUUGCCAUGUCCUUUGUUCCUGCCAGCUUUGUGGUCUUCCUUAUCCAGGAACGUGUCAGCAAGGCUAAACAUUUGCAGUUCAUCAGUGGUGUGAAGCCUGUGAUCUACUGGCUGGCCAACUUCGUCUGGGAUAUGUGCAACUACAUUGUUCCAGCCACACUUGUUAUCAUCAUCUUCAUCUGCUUCCAGCAGAAGUCAUAUGUAUCCUCUUCCAACUUGCCUGUGCUGGCUCUCCUUCUGUUUCUCUAUGGGUGGUCCAUCACCCCUCUCAUGUAUCCAGCCUCCUUCAUGUUCAAAAUCCCCAGCACAGCGUACGUUGUGCUGACCAGUGUGAACCUCUUUAUUGGCAUCAAUGGUAGCGUGGCCACCUUUGUCCUGGAGCUCUUCACCAACAAUAAGCUGAACAACAUCAAUGACAUCCUGAAGUCUGUCUUCCUCAUCUUUCCCCACUUCUGCCUGGGGCGGGGACUCAUUGAUAUGGUGAAAAACCAGGCCAUGGCUGAUGCUCUGGAGAGGUUUGGAGAAAAUCGUUUUGUGUCCCCUCUGUCGUGGGACCUCGUGGGAAGGAACCUCUUUGCCAUGGCAGUAGAGGGUGUUGUCUUCUUUCUCAUCACAGUGCUCAUCCAGUACAGGUUCUUCAUCAAACCCAGGCCUGUCUAUGCCAAGCUGCCUUCUGUGAAUGAUGAAGAUGAGGAUGUAACCAGAGAGAGACAGAGGAUAAUUAGUGGAGGAGGGCAGAGUGACAUCUUGGAAAUCAAGGAGCUAACCAAGAUUUACAGAAUGAAGCGAAAACCAGCAGUAGAUAGAAUCUGUGUUGGAAUCCCCCCUGGAGAGUGCUUUGGACUCUUGGGAGUAAAUGGUGCUGGCAAGUCAUCCACUUUUAAGAUGCUAACUGGUGAUACUGAUGUGACAGGAGGAGAAGCUUUCCUCAAGGGAAACAGUAUCUUGUCCAACAUCCAAGAAGUCCAUCAGAACAUGGGCUACUGCCCACAGUUCGAUGCUGUUAAUGAACUGCUGACAGGCCGAGAGCACUUGGAGUUCUUCGCGCUCCUGCGAGGUGUUCCAGAGAAAGAAGUCUGCAAGGUUGGUGAGUGGGCAAUUCGGAAACUGGGCCUUGUGAAAUACGGAGAAAAAUAUGCUGGGAAUUACAGUGGAGGGAACAGACGCAAGCUCUCCACAGCCAUUGCCCUCAUUGGAGGGCCACCUGUGGUGUUCCUGGAUGAGCCAACAACGGGGAUGGAUCCCAAAGCACGUCGUUUCCUGUGGAACUGUGCUCUGAGUGUAAUCAAAGAGGGGAGAUCAGUGGUGCUGACAUCUCAUAGCAUGGAAGAAUGUGAAGCCCUGUGCACUCGAAUGGCGAUAAUGGUCAAUGGGCGAUUCAGGUGUCUGGGCAGCGUCCAGCAUCUAAAGAACAGGUUUGGAGAUGGUUACACCAUAGUUGUGAGAAUCGCAGGGGCAAACCCAGACAUGAAGCCUGUUGAGGAGUUCUUUGGGCAUGCCUUCCCUGGAAGUGUCCUGAAGGAAAAACAUCGCAAUAUGCUGCAAUACCAGCUUCCCUCUUCACCAUCCUCCUUGGCCAGAAUAUUCAGUAUUCUCUCCCAGAACAAAAAGAGACUCCACAUAGAAGACUACUCCGUUUCUCAGACCACACUUGACCAAGUAUUCGUAAAUUUUGCUAAGGACCAAAGCGACGACGACCACACUAAGGACCUGUCAUUGCACAAAAACCAGACUGUGGUAGACAUUGCAAUCCUUAAUUCCUUCCUGCAAGAUGAGAAGGUAAAAGAAAGUUGCGUGUGAGCCAAUUUCAGCAAAGAAAUUAUGAGCAGAAUGCAAACUUCCUUUUCCUGGGAUAGGAUACUCCCAAAGAAGUUGUUAGAGGAAGAGAAACUGGACACUCUACUGAUAACCAUUCAAUGCAAUGCAAUUCAAUGCAAUGAAAACAAAAUUCCUUUACAGGGGCAGUGCCUCAUGGAGUCAUCUUGUACUGUUCUCAAGUGAAAGACUUGAACUUAGGUCAUUAUAGUGUAACUCUGAAGCUGUGGUAAAGCACCCACCAGAUGCUGUGGGCUUUCAGCCAUACUGUGUCUUGUCCUGUACAGUAUGUUUUCACUAGGAUUGCAGAAAUAGUUCAUUGAGGAAUCAUGGCCAGUCGUUAUUUAUAGGUAUUUCAGACAUGCAUGUUUUAGUCUUCAAAACUUUCAUGUCAGGAGUGGGAAU
Molecule: messenger RNA, 3468 nt
Organism: Eurypyga helias (sunbittern)
Lineage: Eukaryota; Metazoa; Chordata; Aves; Eurypygiformes; Eurypygidae
Product: ATP-binding cassette sub-family A member 1-like
Exons: 25
Biological process (GO): transmembrane transport; lipid transport
Cellular component (GO): membrane; intracellular membrane-bounded organelle
Molecular function (GO): ATP hydrolysis activity; lipid carrier activity; ABC-type transporter activity
Source: RefSeq, a predicted model, not a curated record